Molecule: messenger RNA, 1044 nt
Organism: Pristis pectinata (smalltooth sawfish)
Lineage: Eukaryota; Metazoa; Chordata; Chondrichthyes; Rhinopristiformes; Pristidae
Gene: nkx6-1
Product: NK6 homeobox 1
Exons: 3
Coding region: 1-1044 (347 amino acids)
Biological process (GO): cell differentiation; regulation of transcription by RNA polymerase II
Cellular component (GO): nucleus
Molecular function (GO): RNA polymerase II cis-regulatory region sequence-specific DNA binding; DNA-binding transcription factor activity, RNA polymerase II-specific
Source: RefSeq, a predicted model, not a curated record
AUGAUAGCGGUCGGACAGAUGGACGGGAGCCGGCAGAGCGCGUUCGUGCUGAGCAGUCCGCCGUUAGCGGCCCUGCAUUCAAUGACCGAGAUGAAGAACCCCUUGUACCCUUACUCCAUGCAGCCCGGAGCCGGGACGGGGGCCGGGGCAUCAUCCACUUCAUCGUCCCCUAGCCCGCCAGGUAUCAUCAGUGCAGCGACCACCGCGGCGGCGGCGGCGGCGGCGACGGGGCUCAAGUGCACGUCCAGCUUGCCCGGUUUCAUGACACAGCAGCUGUCCUCCGCCACUCCCCACGGCAUCAACGACAUCCUGAACCGUCCGCUGAUGCUGCCGGGCGGGGGAGGCGGAGGCGGAGGAGGCGGCGGCGGCGGAGGAGGUGGUGGUGCAGGAGGAGGAGGGGUCGCUUCGACUUUGCUUUCGGGAAUCCCGCGAUUUAACACCAGCCUGAGUCCGCCGCCACCGGGUAUGUACUUCAGCCCGGCGGCGGCGGCGGCGGCAGCGGCGGCGGCGGCAGCUGUGGCCCGUUACCCCAAGCCGCUGGCUGAGUUGCCGGGGAGGACUCCUAUCUUCUGGCCCGGAGUCAUGCAGAGUCCGCCGUGGAGGGAAGCCAGGCUGGGCUGUUCACCCCAUCAGGGUGCCAUGCUGAUUGACAAAGACGGAAAGAGGAAACACACCAGGCCUACGUUCUCGGGACAACAAAUUUUUGCAUUGGAAAAAACUUUUGAACAAACUAAAUAUUUAGCAGGGCCUGAAAGGGCGAGACUGGCGUAUUCACUCGGGAUGACGGAGAGUCAAGUCAAGGUCUGGUUUCAGAACAGACGGACGAAAUGGAGGAAGAAACACGCGGCAGAAAUGGCUACAGCCAAGAAAAAGCAGGACUCGGAGACAGAGAGAUUAAAAGGCGCCUCGGAGAAUGAUGAAGACGAUGAUGAUUACAACAAGCCCCUGGAUCCCAAUUCCGACGACGAAAAGAUUUCCCAGUUACUAAAGAAACACAAACCCACUACAUUGCACGUCCAUACAAGUGAAAACGAGAGCUCCUAA